Cylicostephanus goldi is the source of this 657-nucleotide messenger RNA. NCBI's taxonomy places the organism in Eukaryota, Metazoa, Nematoda, Chromadorea, Rhabditida, Strongylidae. The record is from the annotation of a GenBank genome assembly.
AUGAUUAAGACUGGCUUGCAAUGGUUCGCUACUCAGACAGGUCUCGGAGCUUCAAGCCAUCUUGAAACGGGUGGAUUUGCAAGGUCAAACGAUACCGUAGAACAUCCAAACAUACAGUUCCAUUUCUUGCCGUCAACUGUUCACGAUGAUGGCAGAACAGUGGGAAAGUGUCAUGCAUUUCAGGUGCAUGUAGGGAAUAUGAGGACACAAUCGAGGGGAUGCAUCAAACUGUCAUCUAAAGAUCCACGAAGGCAUCCAAUCAUCGAUCCAAAUUAUAUGGAUCAUGAUGAUGAUUGGAAAGAGUUUAGGACAGUGAGAAUUGAUUUUGAUUAUGAUCAAUUUUCAGCUAUACCUGGCUUAUUUAGGAAAUGCGUUCAACUUUCUCGUGAACUUUUUGCUCAAAAAUCUUUUGAUCCAUUCCGAGGUGAUGAACUUGCCCCUGGAAAAGACUGCAAGUCAGAUGCGGACAUUGACAACUUUGUAAAAUAUGCAUCUGCAUCGGCUUAUCAUCCUUCUGGAACGUGUAAGAUGGGACCUUCGAGCGACAAAAUGGCCGUCGUGAACCCAGAAAAUAUGGCGGUAUAUGGAACUGAAAAUCUCAAGGUUGUCGACGCCAGCAUAAUGCCGUCGAUAGUUAGCGGUAACCUGAACGCACCA